GUAAGUGUCGGGUGGCGAGAUGGCUAAAGCAACAAGCAAGGAUCACCCGGAGGAGGACCUGUUCUUCCCGCCGGGGGCGCCGCCGCCCUACAUCACCUGCCAGCACCAGCGGGGCUCCAGCGUCAAUAACUCUGACACGGCGAUCUCGUUCCCGGAGGUGGUGGUGAACAACCCCCCGGGCCGCGACGGGCUGGUGCGCAACUUCGACUUCACCGACAAGCAGAUCCGCCAGGGCUUCAUCCGGAAGGUGUACUGCAUCAUCAUGGCGCAGCUGGCGGUGACCGCCGGGGUGGUGGCGUGGUUCAUGUACGACCAACGUCUGAUGAGUGCGGUGGGACAGAACCCCGGGGUGUUCUUCGGCGUGUCGCUGGGCACGUACCUGACGACGGCGCUGUGCAUCAUGUGCUGCGAGGGGCCGCGGAGACGCGUGCCCUACAACUACCUGUUCCUGUUGCUGCUGACGCUGUCGCUGUCCGCCAUCGUGGGCGUCAUGUGCUCGCUGUACGACGUGCGGGAGGUGAGCCGACUGCUGAUGUCUGCCGCUCGGGUCCGUGCCCUACAACUACCUGUUCCUGUUGCUGCUGACGCUGUCGCUGUCCGCCAUCGUGGGCGUCAUGUGCUCGCUGUACGACGUGCGGGAGGUGAGCCGACUCCUGCCUGCUGUCGCUGA
Cydia amplana is the source of this 670-nucleotide messenger RNA. Its product is annotated as protein lifeguard 2-like. Bases 20 to 670 code for a protein of 216 amino acids. The transcript has 4 exons. The record is from RefSeq and is a predicted model, not a curated record. Lineage: Eukaryota; Metazoa; Arthropoda; Insecta; Lepidoptera; Tortricidae.